Daphnia magna is the source of this 2592-nucleotide messenger RNA. RefSeq lists its product as uncharacterized. The transcript is spliced from 2 exons. The record is from RefSeq and is a predicted model, not a curated record. Bases 133 to 2448 code for a protein of 771 amino acids. Lineage: Eukaryota; Metazoa; Arthropoda; Branchiopoda; Diplostraca; Daphniidae.
UCUUUUUGAUUUAUUUCAUUUCUCAGCGUAUCGUGUGUUCCAGCAAAUCGCGUAUAUAGGUGGUCCACCUGCGGACACUAGCGUUAUUCUUUCAGUUUUUGCUAGAGUGACAACUACUAUAACACAAUCAUCAUGCGUCUGUUCAACAGCAUUUUAAUGUGUCUUGUCGGAGCCAUGCUAAUCGCGCCCAGUUUCACGGAUGCCAAUGCCGAAGACGCAUCGGUUGUAAACCGUAGCCAAACGACGUCGAGGGGUAAGAUCAAGUUCCACAUGAAGACGUUAGCGAAUGUUGCAGAGGUUUCUGUUCGAAGACCACGAAUUAAUCGCGUCCGAUCGACCACCGUCCGCAGUAACGUGGUGUUGAGAGAUUCUCUUGAGCAGGAUGUUUCUCUGGAAGAGCUGAACAUCAAACCGGCCAUUGCUAAAACAAUAAUGAGGACAUCUACUACCCCGAGACCCAUUUCAGUAGAUUCUCUGGAAAACGAUGACAUUGCCCUUGUUUUGACAAAGCCGGUGGUCAAUCGCAAUCCAAUGGCUGCUAAUCGAUUUAAUCGUUUCCGGACGACAACUGCUGUCCCAACAUCCGUUAGAAGAGAUUCUUUGGAACAAGACGAUGAUGACGCAGUUGUUUUGGCACUAAAAUCAGCAGCUGCACCGGGACCAGAACAAACAAGUUCGCCGGUCCGAGGCCGUUUUAAUCGUGUCAACUCGGUUUCUAGAGGUUCUACUGAGAAGAACGAUGUAUCUUUGGAGGAUUUGAUUGUUGUAGCCAAACCUGUGUUAAAUGGAGCCCUAUCGGCACCUUUGACCAGAGGCAGAAUCCAAAUGAAAAGCUCACUUGAUUCAAUUUCACCUAGCACUUUAGCGGCCACAACACCUGUAGAUUCUACGGAGAAGGUCGACAUUUCAUUGGAGGACUUGGAGAAGACGACUUUUGAUAUCCCAACAACAACUAUGGCAGUUACAGAAGUGGAAACAGCUAGCACUGAGGAAAUCGGAACUACAGCAAUGCCAACAAUUCCUGUUUCUCUGCAAUCUGAUGAGCAAGACGAUGUUUUCGUUACGGACAGAACUACCGUAGCACCUGAGCCGACCAACGAUGCAAUCGAAACAACGGCCACUGUCGUCCAAUUAACCACUCAAUCUGAUGAGCAAAUGGACUUUGAACGAGUAGAAAAAUUGGCUGUAACUCAAGACGGAGCACAGGUGCUGACUGAUCAAGUUAGCAAUGCAGCCAUGACUACCUUAAUUUCCCAGCAAUCUGAUGAGCAAGACGACUGGACCGUUCCUGUGACAACGUCGACAAUGGCCCCAGCUGUAACUCGGUCUCCUGUUGUCUCAAAAGGACGAGGUCGAUUCCAAUCAGCGACACCCAUCAAUCAAGUACCCAGGAAUCGAGUAAAUCGUAUACGAUUGAAUCAAGUCAAGAGCUCCAUGCCCAGAGCCUCUGACGAACAGCAAACUGGAAUUGUUAAAGAGACCCAAACGACGUCCCGUGAUGCUUCGGUUUCCGGUAAUCGAUUCAGCCGACUCAGAUCGACAACUGUCCGUGUUCCGGUUUUGAGAGAUUCCGUUGAACAGAACGAUGUAUCCCUGGAAGAUCUUAUUAUUGUACCAACGACUCGCAGUCCACUAAUGGGAAGUCGUUUCAGCCGAUUCAGGACAACGACAGCCGCUCCAGUUGGACAGGAAGUCGUCUCACCAAAAAGCGAAACUCCUAUUAACAGGAAUCGAUUCAGCCGUGUGAGAUCGACAACAGCUCGCGUUCCAGUACUCGUAGAUUCAGUUGAGGACGACAGCUUUUUAUUAGCUAAUGAUUUUAGCAAAAUUAAGGCUGCUAAUGUUGCAUUGCAACAAAUAACUUUGAACAGUCCGAAUAAGGUAAUGUCAACUGGUACUACAUCAGUUAACAGAGGUCGAGGUAGUCGUCGCAGAACGACAACAACUGCCACGCCGAUUUCCAGACACUCUGCCGAAGACUUGUCCCUGGAAGAUGUUCUGAAGGAAUUAGGAAAGACUGGUGAACAACUGUCGGUUCAGCAGCCGGCCAUCAUUUCCGUCCCUGUCGACAUGGCUGUUCCUUUGAGCGAAAUUUCCAGACAUUCUGACGAACGCGAUGACAUUGUAGAUGUUCCAGUUGCACCGAUGGCAGCCGUCACGCUGAUCGUUGAAGAUGUGCAUGACGUAGAUGUCAGCGAUGAAGCCCCAAGAACGACAACGUUGGAUCCAGUUUCCAGCGAGUCUGGAGAAAAAGACGACUUGACUUUGGUUUUGAUCGAUGAAACCGCUGUUCCAGCUACAGGAUCUUUGCAAAUGGAUAUCUUGCCCGACGACGAAGCUUUGCAUUCGAUGACAUUUAAUCCCGUCUCCAAGGAGUCUGAGGAACUACCGUUAAUGCAGAUGACGAAGAGAGUCAGGAUGAUACGAAAACAAAAUUCUCAGAUGUAGUGUCUGGAAUUUUAUCUAUAACCGUGUGCCUGUAAAUGUAUAUGGCCCCGUCUAAUUGUAUGCUAUGAUUCCAUUUAGUUUAAGCAGAAAGUGUUUUUGUUUUUUUGUGAGAUGUCUUGUCAUUAUUACAAGUACUGCAGCCAA